GUCCGGAAUCUUGAUUCUUGACUCGGGUGUGACAAUUCUGUCAUCUUCGCUACAAAAACCAUGAGUCUAGAGGGGAAGCUGGAGGUCGAAAUCGACAUCCAAUCAUCCGCAGAUGAGUUCUACAACCUCUUCAAGAGCCAAAUCUACCACCUCCCCACCAUUUCCUCCGAUAUUAUCCAAAAGGUGGAGCUCCAUGAGGGCGACUGGAGCUCAAGCGACGCAGUCAAGCAUUGGAACUACACCCUAGAUGGGAAGGCGUUGACGGUGAAGGAGAAGGUCGAAGUAGACGAUGAGAACAAGUCGAUCACGUUUAAUAUUAUGGAAGGAGAUAUACUGAAGGAGUUCAAGGGCUUCAAGGCCACUGGGCAAGCAACUGCGAAAGCUGACGGCAGCGGGAGCACGGUGAAGUGGACCCUCGACUACGAGAAGCUGAAUGAAGCCGUUGCUGAACCUAAAAGCUACACCGACGCCAUCGUCAAGAUCACUAAAGACGUCGAUGCUCAUCUGCUCAACGCGUGA
Messenger RNA from Syzygium oleosum, 519 nucleotides. RefSeq names its product MLP-like protein 31. NCBI's taxonomy places the organism in Eukaryota, Viridiplantae, Streptophyta, Magnoliopsida, Myrtales, Myrtaceae. The record is from RefSeq and is a predicted model, not a curated record. The coding region runs from base 61 to 519 and encodes 152 amino acids. The transcript is spliced from 2 exons. Gene Ontology annotation, biological process: defense response.